Juglans regia (Persian walnut) is the source of this 671-nucleotide messenger RNA. RefSeq names its product vitellogenin-2-like. The transcript has a single exon. Lineage: Eukaryota; Viridiplantae; Streptophyta; Magnoliopsida; Fagales; Juglandaceae. Bases 103 to 450 code for a protein of 115 amino acids. Gene Ontology annotation, biological process: negative regulation of cell population proliferation. The record is from RefSeq and is a predicted model, not a curated record.
CCUCUCUUUUUCUCUGCCCACUCCAGACACAGAGAGAGACUCAUCUAUACAAAGAAGUCAAGGAGAGAAAAGAUCAGCUACCUCAGAUUAUUGAGCAUUUACAUGGAUGAGAUAUGGAAGCUAUCAAAGAAGGAAGGUUCAUUUAGCCAUUCCUCAAUUCCUUCCAAGUCUCUAUUCUCCAGGAGUUCUUCAACAAAGAUCUCUUCUUGUAAUUCUCCAUUCGCAAGGAGUUCUUCAACAAAGAGCUCUUCUUCAAAAUCCCCUCUCCUGAGGAGUUUUUCCCUGAAGAGUUCCUCGCCAAAGUGCCCUCUUCCCCGGAGCUUCUCGCAAAAGAGCUCUUCCAUUAGCCGCAAAUGUAGUAGCUUAGCAAAGGAACAAAAGGCCAGGUUUUACAUCAUGAGGCGCUGCGUCGCCAUGCUUGUUUGUUGGAACAAGCAUGGCGAUACUUGAUUAGAAGACAAGAAAGAGUAUAUCUCAUAGAUUUGAGUGCAACAAACCAGGCGAUACUUGAUUGGAAGACAAGAAAGAGUAUAUCUCAUAGAUUUGAGUGCUUGCUGUUGCUUGCUCUUUUUCCUUCAUUUAUGCGAGAUGGGCAUUUGGGUUUUGUUCGAAAACGCGUAUAAAUUUUCUUGCCAUCUGAUCUAGAAAAGAUUAGUGUCAUAUUUCUUGAA